AUAGUUGUUCUAUAUUUUCCUGUUUUUUAGUCCAAUUUAAUAAACGUUUACGCGAAUUUUCUCGAGUAUCAUCUAUUUCGAUAACAUGGCACCGACAAUUCAAACUAAUGGGAGUACAUCUGAAAGAGAUAAACGAACAACAAGACCAGCAGAGAAAAGAUCCGAAUUAAUAUGUAGAGUUAAAUAUUGUAAUACACUUCCUGAUAUUCCAUUUGAUCCUAAGUUUAUCACAUAUCCGUUUGAAUCAACUCGAUUUAUUCGAUAUAACCCCACAUCAUUGGAACGUAAUUACAAAUAUGAAGUUUUGACAGAACAUGAUUUAGGUGUUGAAAUAGAUCUUAUAAAUAAAGAUACCUAUGCUGGAGAUGUUAAUGCACAGUUAGAACCUGCUGAUGAAAAGCUUCUUGAAGAAGAUGUUCUUACGCCACAAGAUUCAAAAAGAUCUAGACAUCAUGCCAGAAGUGUUUCUUGGCUUAGACGUACUGAAUAUAUUUCUACAGAACAAACUAGAUUUCAACCACAGACAGUUGAUAAAGUUGAAGCUAAAGUUGGUUAUAGUAUUAAGAAAAAUUUUAAGGAGGAGACAUUAUAUAUGGACAGAGAAAGUCAAAUAAAAGCAAUUGAAAAAACAUUUGAAGACAAUAAGAAACCAAUUGAUAAACAUUAUAGCAAACCAAAUGUUGUACCUGUUGAGAUUUUACCUGUAUAUCCUGAUUUUAAGUUAUGGAAAUACCCUUGUGCUCAAGUAAUAUUUGAUUCCGACCCUGCACCAACAGGACGUUCUGUCCCUGCUCAGAUAGAAGAGAUGUCCCAAGCAAUGAUUCGGGGCGUCAUGGAUGAGAGUGGUGAACAAUUUGUAGCAUAUUUCUUACCUUUAGAAGAAACAUUAGAAAAACGAAGGAGAGAUUUUGCUGCUAGUAUUGACUAUGCAGAUGAAGAAGAAUAUGAAUAUAAGAUGGCUAGAGAAUAUAAUUGGAAUGUUAAAAGCAAAGCAUCUAAGGGAUAUGAGGAAAAUUAUUUUCUUGUUAUACGACAAGAUGGGGUAUAUUAUAAUGAAUUGGAAACUCGUGUACGACUUAGUAAACGCAGACAGAAAGCUGGUCAACAACCAAAUAAUACACGAUUAAUUGUGCGUCAUCGACCAUUAAAUGCUAAUGAAUUCAAAAUGCAAAGAUACAGAGAAAAACAAUUAGAACCUCCAGGAGAAGAAGAUGAAGAUGAAGAAGAGGAAGAGGAAGAGGAGGAAGAAAUGCAGCAGGAAACUGAAAAAGCAGAAGAGAAAGCUGACUCCGAAAAUGAGAGCGGUUCGCGCGCAUCAUCCAGAGCAUCUUCUCGUGUUUCCAGCAAAAGAUCUCAUACUCAAUCUCCAUCUCCCUCUAAAUCUGGUUCAAGAUCCAAGUCACAUUCACGUUCUCGCUCAGCAUCAAAGUCUUCAUCUCGUUCUCGUUCUAGAUCGCGAUCAGAGUCACGCUCCCCAUCUAAAUCACGUAGUAGAUCAAAAUCAAGAUCUGAAUCACCUCAAUCGAGAAAUUCUUCUCGAUCAAGAUCUCGAUCCAAAUCACAAUCAGUAUCGAGAUCUCGAUCUGGUUCUCCUGUUAAAUCACGAUCAAGAUCGCGAUCAAGUUCAAAAUCCAGAUCGAGGUCACGAUCUCAUUCAAAAUCAAGGUCUGCAAGUGGAAGUGGUAGUGUUUCUGGUAGUGGUAGUGCUGCAAGUGGUUCUGAAAGUGAAUAAGUAAAUGUUACGAAAUAUAUAAACAGUGAUUCUUAUGCCUGUAUCAGUAUUUUUAUUCACGCUUGUGAAGUCUCAUUCAAUGGUUUUCAGAAUUCAUUAUUUAUAAUAGUACAUUAAAAAGUAAGUGUAAUAAGUUUUAUAAAAUUUUGUUUAACUUUCAACAUAUUUCCAAAUGCAUUUCAAAUUGUGGAUUUUGUUCAAUUUACUAUAAAUCAUGUGAAAAGUGUUAAUAAUGUAUAAUUAUGCCUUUUUGGAAGGACAUGAUAUCUAAAAAGUUCGAAAAUUUGAAUGUCAUAAAAAUCAAUUUAUUGUUUCUGUAUUGUUUCUAUAUAUGUGAGAUAUCACAUAACUUUAUAAUAGGUUUUGCCUAUUAUUCUUUUUCUUAAAACCUCAAUACAUAACCACAUGAUUCGCAUCACUAUUGAUAGUAACAAACAAAGAAGAAGAAGAAAUGAUAAUCAUAGUAUUUGCAAGGGAAAAUUCUCAACCCAGAAAUUGUCGAAUACUCUGUGACAACAUACGUGUAAUGCGAACAAUAUACUGUACAGGGUAAUUUAUAAAUGCAUGUCAAUACUUUAAGGAAUCAGUCUACAUACUAAUAUAAAUGAAAAAUGUCAUAUGAA
Vespula pensylvanica (western yellowjacket) is the source of this 2355-nucleotide messenger RNA. It is a transcript of the gene atms, whose product is annotated as RNA polymerase II-associated factor 1 homolog. Gene Ontology annotation, molecular function: RNA polymerase II complex binding; chromatin binding. Lineage: Eukaryota; Metazoa; Arthropoda; Insecta; Hymenoptera; Vespidae. The record is from RefSeq and is a predicted model, not a curated record. Gene Ontology annotation, cellular component: Cdc73/Paf1 complex. The coding region runs from base 86 to 1732 and encodes 548 amino acids. Gene Ontology annotation, biological process: transcription elongation by RNA polymerase II. The transcript has 8 exons.